Microthlaspi erraticum is the source of this 1062-nucleotide messenger RNA. NCBI's taxonomy places the organism in Eukaryota, Viridiplantae, Streptophyta, Magnoliopsida, Brassicales, Brassicaceae. The record is from the annotation of a GenBank genome assembly.
AUGCCAGACUGGUCUCUUCUCCCUGAAGAUCUACUUCACAUCAUCUCGACGCAUCUAGAGAACUGUUUCGAUGUUGUUCAUGCUCGCUCUGUUUGCAGCUCGUGGCGAUCCGCAUUGCCCUUACCUUGUAUCCUAUCACGCCUUAGUUACUCUCUUCCCUCGUACGCCGAGUUUCCUUACGAAAGCGAAGACUUGUUCACCCUCAAGAAGGUCCCGUGGUUCCUCUUUAGAGUCCGUACUCCUUCUGCUUUUGCUACUAAGUAUUUCUUGGGAGGGAUAGGCCGUAGAGAUGAGUCAGAGGAUCAUACAGAGCUUCCAUCUCCUCUUCAGUGUUCAGUGAAGAUCCCAAGAUCAUCUGAUUCUGAGCCAACCUUGAUGAACAUGCUCGACUUCCAGAUUCUCUCUCUGGGCUAUGAGUACAGAAUGUUCGGUUGGAGACCUAGAUACUACAGAGGUGUGGCUUUCCUUCCACUAAACAAGGAAGGUGGAGGAGAAGACUUCGUUGUGCUUAUCAGCUGCAGUAAUGGUUUGUUGGUGUUAACAAGUGCCGAAAUGAAGUGGAAGCAGCUUGAGAACGUCCCAAAGAAAACAGGCAGGGGUGUAGUCACUUUUGGAGGCAAAUUUUAUGCAUCGUUCUAUGACGAAAUUGUUGUUAUUGAUCCUUAUUCCCUGGACGUGACUCUCCUGAUGCCCUCACUGCAGCCUCUCGGGGAAUUACACUAUCUGGUUCCAUAUGGCAAUGAUGAACUUUUCCUUGUUGACAAAUGUCAGAGACCGUUCGGAUUAAGAGUGAGUAGGCUAGAUGAGGUGGCUGGUAAAUGGGUCGAGGUCACCGAUUUAGGAAACCGCGUGAUGUUUAUGAGAGACUUGGAAAAUUUCUGCUGCUCGGCUAAAGAACUUGGUGUGAGCGGCAACUUGAUUUUGUUCACCAAUCUGAUAAGCGAUUUAACAUUCUUCUACAAGUAUGAAGUAAGAGAGGAGGACGGCCUCAUGUGUUGGAGUGUGACAUUCCCCGGCAGAUAUCCGGUUGUGGCAUUCCGUGUUGAGCAAGCUUCACCAUAA